GCAAAAUGGCGCAUAUUAUCAAAUGUUGACAUCGAGAACUUCUCCUUGAGGAGAAAAUAGAUUGGUUUCACGUAGUUUCUCUUAGAUUUACAGCCAGCGACGCUACAUAAGGAAAAAAGAGACAAUGUAUAACUCUUGUAUGGUCCACAGCGUCGUCGGAGCAGCGCUCUUGCGAAGUGUUUUCCGACUGAAUUUGAAUUCAACACAUGCAGUUGCCGGCAGAGUUGUUUUUCGCCAAGGAAAGUCAGAUGGAAGCUGCUGCAGACAAGCGCACAGCGAGGCAGGAUCGAAGAAAUUCGUGUGUUACAGCCUCCCUCACAGGACUCUCAUUAAAGUUCAAGGACAAGACACUGGCUCCUUCCUACAAGGUCUCAUAACCAACGACAUCGAACUGUUGACUGAAGCCAAUCAACCGGCACUCUAUGCGCACCUGUUAAACGUUCAAGGAAGGACGCUUUUUGAUAUAAUCAUUUACAGUUUGAAGGAACAGAAGGAAGGAGAUACCAGCCUCCUGUUGGAGUGCGAUAGCACAGCCAAGGACUCCAUUCAGAAACACCUGAAGGUGUACAAGAUCCGCCGGAAGGUGGCCGUCAGCUUCUGUCCGGACCUCUCUCUAUGGGCCGUGCUGCCCCAGGACAGAGAGGGGGUUAGGAGGGGGGAGUGCCCGGAGCUCACGGCCCCUGAGAAAGCGCUGGUGUGGACGGCGGACCCUAGAGCUGAGGCUAUGGGCUGGAGACUGGUAGCAGAAAAUCAAGUUAACCCACUGGAGGUGAUUGGAGACAGCCAGCAGGGGGAGACAGAGGACUACCACAGGCAUCGCUACACAAUAGGACUGCCAGAGGGGGUGAAGGACCUGCCGCCCGGAGUGGCCCUUCCCCUGGAGUCCAACCUGGUCUACAUGCAGGGCAUCAGCUUCUCCAAGGGCUGCUACAUCGGCCAGGAGCUGACGGCCAGGACUCACCACACCGGUGUGGUGCGCAAGAGGCUGAUGCCCGUGCGCCUGUCGGCCCCAGCCCAGGGCCCGGAGGAGGGGGCAGACCUGCUAACCGAGGCGGGCAAGCCGGCCGGGAAGCACCGGGCGAGCCUGGGGGACCUGGGCCUCAGCCUGGUCCGUCUGGCUCAUGCCAGAGACACGCUUCUCCUGAAGCCCUCCGAGGAUACCGCCGUGACUCUAAAGGCCUCGGUGCCAGACUGGUGGCCCAAGGAUGCCAAAGUGAAAUGAGCAAGGCCAUGUAGCAAGCUUUUCUGUGCAGAAAACACACUGCAGCCCCACUGCUCCCUGAUCUUAAAAGAUAAGCACUUCAUCUGGGUCUCGCAUUUUUUUCUGGGCUUGCUUGUCAAAACUACAUUUUUAUCAUCCAUCCACAAGGUGGCAAUCAAGUAAAAUUUCUCUCCAUGCUUGGCUUGAGAUGUAGUCAUCCCUAUUCCAUCCCCAUCAGUUUAGACGAAAAUUAAAAAAUCAGCCCAUUAAAAUAUCAGUCUUACUAGGAAGCUAAAGAGUGGUGGUUUGCAGUGCGUUUUAAUUCAACACUAAAUUGUUUUAAGAUCUGUCUUCUUCGUGGCACUCAAUUUAGUGUAACACCCUGUUCAUUUGUUGCUUUCUGCAUUCUACUUCUGAUAUAAUUCAUUGAAACACAUAAAGUUUUUGUGUUAUCCAAAAAGUAGGCCUAAUUCCGAAAUUCCAGACAGUACUCAGUGGUCAGUAGAUCUUACAAACAAACAUAGGAGAAAAGGAGGGACAUUUUUACAGUAUGUAAACUGGACAGUAGCUCAAUUAUUAAGGUCACUGAUGUCAAAAUACUUUUCUUGAGCUGUAUCACAGCCAUUAGAAGCACUUUUCCAGGACACCUAACAGCAUUAUGUACAACAUUACAUUAUACAUGUUGAAGAACUCAUUUAUACUGACAGUUGUCAAAAAUUCAAGGCCUGGUUUGUAUGGUGUCAGAAUUCACCAGAUCCUCUCAGAAGGAGUGUAUUUGGGUUUAUCUAGAAUUUUGUGCCUGCGUGAUACAUAGAAACAAAUUAGUCCCUCCCAGUCUCCUAACCGGGUGUGUAUACUCAGGUAUGGUUAAAUGGAAUUAUUGAAUUUUGCAUAUGAAAUUCCAAGGUAGCCUUUGACAUAAGUGAAAGAAUGCUUACACGCACAAGCACUGGUUUGCACUUGUUAGAGAUGAAAUUACUGAAGUAUGCACUUAACUGUAUGAAGCUAUAUUACUAUUCAUGUUACAUGAUAACUAGGGUGCUACCAUAUCCUCUCCACUUGGAUACAAUAAAACAUUCAUGUUUGUUGAGAUUUAAGCUUGUAGCAAUGUAGGUUUAUUAUGAGCUGUGUGUCUAUGGGACAUUUCAAAUCUAAUCAGGUCUGGCCUACUGAUUUUUUAGGCCUUCUUUAGGCCUGUAAAUUUUAAAAAUCCUGGCAUUUCUACACAUGAAUGCUGGAUUAUGAGCAUGUGAACCAUCUGAAAUCAUUCAAUUGUGGAAAGAAAUAUGCUUCCCAUUCCUCCUCCAGGAAUAUGGUUAUCCCUUUCCCUUAGCACUUCAACUUUCGGUCCAACAUAAACGCCAAUAAUCUGGAAGGUUUUA
This is a messenger RNA of Megalops cyprinoides (Indo-Pacific tarpon), 2583 nucleotides long. It is a transcript of the gene iba57, whose product is annotated as iron-sulfur cluster assembly factor IBA57. Lineage: Eukaryota; Metazoa; Chordata; Actinopteri; Elopiformes; Megalopidae. The coding region runs from base 125 to 1222 and encodes 365 amino acids. The record is from RefSeq and is a predicted model, not a curated record. Gene Ontology annotation, molecular function: protein binding. Gene Ontology annotation, cellular component: mitochondrial matrix. The transcript has 3 exons.